This is a messenger RNA of Pygocentrus nattereri (red-bellied piranha), 3966 nucleotides long. RefSeq names its product transmembrane channel-like protein 3. Gene Ontology annotation, cellular component: plasma membrane. NCBI's taxonomy places the organism in Eukaryota, Metazoa, Chordata, Actinopteri, Characiformes, Serrasalmidae. The record is from RefSeq and is a predicted model, not a curated record. The coding region runs from base 53 to 3529 and encodes 1158 amino acids. The transcript is spliced from 23 exons. Gene Ontology annotation, molecular function: mechanosensitive monoatomic ion channel activity.
UACACAGCCUGAGGAACCUUCUACACCCAGAGAGAAGUUUAACUCCAGAGCUAUGAGUGAUAUCACAGAAACAACAGCACUGACCCGACCCUUAAUGUCCUCCAAACGGCACAAGAGCAUGAGGAAAAGCAGCAGGAGGAUUUACUCACCUUACCAGGACAACACAGGACCUUCCGACGAUGAGGAUAAAGAUGAAGAGCGAGUGGAUAGUAACGACCCAGAAGAAUUGUUCCAGAACAUUCAGGUGCAGAAGGAGCUCAUCGCCAACAUUCGGACGCGGCCGUGGCCAAUACGGCGCAAACUCAAAGUCUUAAAGCAGGCGAGAGAGAUUGUGUUAAAGUAUGAAGGCAGACUGACCAGGACUCGAGGCUACCAGGCUGCAGGGGCAGAUCUGCUAAAGAAGAUUUCGAGAGUUCUAUACAAUAUACUGGUGCUAUUCAUCCCCUGGGAAGUGAGGAUUAAAAAGAUUGAAAGUCACUUUGGAUCUGGUGUGGCCUCUUACUUUAUUUUCCUGCGAUGGCUUUUCGGCAUUAAUAUCGUCCUCACCAUAAUGACCGGAGCAUUCAUCGUUCUGCCUGAGCUGCUGGCCGGCGCUCCAUUUGGCACCACUCGCAGUAAGACCAUCCCUAGAGACCAGAUCGCCUCCGCUCAGGACCUGGACACCAUCUGGUCACUUGGGGGCUACCUGCAGUACUCCGUGCUUUUCUACGGUUACUAUGGUAACGUGCGUAAAAUCGGCAGCGCCGGCUAUCGUCUGCCCCUGGCCUAUUUCCUGGUUGGAAUGGCUGUUUUUGCCUACAGUUUCAUCACUCUGUUAAGAAAAAUGGCGAGAAACUCACAGCUGAGUUUAGCUAGUGAGUCUGAUGAGAACUACACUUUCUGCUGGAGGAUCUUCUGUGCCUGGGACUACCUGAUCGGCAACCCCGAGGCGGCCGAGAGCAAAGGAGCGGCCAUCGUUAAUAACAUCAGGGAGGCCAUUGUGGAAGAGCAGGAGAAAAAGAAGGACACCAGCCUCGCAGUUUUGAUCAGCCUGCGGAUCCUGGCCAACAUCCUGGUGCUGCUGUCUCUGGCAGGCAGCAUCUACAUCAUCUACUUUGUAGUGGACCGAUCCCAGAAGCUGGAGCAGCAGAAAGCAGAACUAACUCUAUGGGAGAAGAACGAGGUGAGUGUGGUUGUCUCCCUCAUUACCAUGAUCGCUCCAUCUGCCUUUGAGUUAGUGGCUCAGCUGGAGAUGUACCACCCCAGGACCAGCCUCCGCUUCCAGCUGGCCAGGGUGCUGGUGUUGUACCUUGGAAACCUCUACAGUCUGAUAAUCGCCCUGUUGGAUAAAGUGAACAGCAUGAGCUCUGGUACUCUAGGAAACUUGUCCGACUCCACAUCAUAUCUGGCCACCAUCUCCCAGCCUGCUGAGAUCAACCUGUCCACUGUUGUACCUGAGAUUACAAAGGGGAGGAAUGCUACCCUCACUACUACCAUCGCAGAUCUCAACCGAACCAUAAUCACCAUCAAAAGUGGUUUCUUAUCUGGACAACCAGCACCAGCACUGACCCCAAUGAACCAGUCCACCUCAUAUGAGUACAACACCAAAACCCAGCAGGAUCAGUGCUGGGAGACGUAUGUCGGCCAGGAAAUGCUGAAGCUUUCAAUCAUUGACAUGAUCUUUACUGUGGCAAGUAUUUUACUGAUUGAUUUCAUUCGGGGCCUGGUGGUCCGAUACCUGAGCGACUGCUGCUGCUGGGAUCUGGAGAGCAAGUUUCCUGAAUAUGGUGAAUUCAAGAUCGCUGAAAAUGUCCUCCAUCUAAUUUACAACCAGGGAAUGAUAUGGAUGGGGGCAUUUUUCUCACCAUGUCUGCCUGCCUUCAAUGUCCUGAAACUGAUCGGGCUUAUGUACCUGAGAAGCUGGGCUGUGCUCACCUGUAAUGUGCCACAUCAGCAGGUCUUCCGUGCCUCUAGAUCCAACAAUUUCUACCUGGCUAUGCUCCUCUUCAUGCUCUUUCUCUGCAUGCUUCCGACCAUCUUUGCGAUAGUGAGGUACAGGCCUUCCCAGCACUGCGGACCUUUUAGUGGUCAAGAGAAGAUUUACGACAUCAUAUCAGAAACCAUAGACAACGACUUCCCGCUGUGGUUCAGUAAGGCGAUGAGUUAUGUCACCAGUCCGGUGGUGGUCCUGCCUGCUCUCCUGCUCCUGUUCAUGCUGAUCUACUACCUGCAGGCCAUUGCCAGAUCACUCAAAUUCACCAACAACCAGCUGAGAGUUCAGCUUCAGAACGAACGCACAGAAGACAAGAAGAAAGUGUUUCAGAUGGCUGCAGCUCGUCUCCAGCCACCUGAAGGCGGCGACAAAAAGCCUGAACAGGAGAGUGACAUCACCAGCAUGGAGUCCCCCGCUCGCUCCACUUCUCCUCCGCGCCGCAACGGCACCGUCACCAACUUCCAGUCGCCGGUUCGCCGUGGCAACAGUAUCCGCACCAUUACUCAGUCCGCCUCUCGGGCUGAUGUCAGGCCCACUGGAGCCACACGAAGCCCCUCUGUCCCCGUCCGACCCAAACCCAGACUGGAGCACAUCCCCAACAGUGCUUACAGAGUGAUUGCUGGUCCCCCCGUCCCCCCAAGGCAGAUUCACAGGGUGGAGUACAUUCCCAUUCCAGUCAGGCAUCCAGGGUAUCUGGGUGGAAUGAGCGGCUCAUGCCGUUCCAAAUCAUAUCACCAAAUGGCCUACAAUCCGUCCAUGCGCUACACUGAAAACAUCCACUCUGACCCCCUGUUCAGGAAGAGCCUCAGGCCUGUCCGCCCCGAGCCCGGUAUCAUCACAUCCCAGAGCUACAUGGGCCGUCGCGCACACACCACCCGCUACGUCAUCGUCAAUGAGCACGAACCACGCAAGAAGCUAUUGCGCUCCACCACUCGCAUCCCGAGGCACUACUGUCUGGUGGACGAACCUGAGAUAGUGGAGCUUUACCCUCGAAACAUCAAACGCUACAUCCCUCGCACGCCCCACCGGAGCCAGCAGCCACACCUCAGCGAGGAAGAAGAAGAGGAGGAAGAGGAAGAAGCAAAGAAAGGAGGAAGAAGGGGGUCAAUCGGGCAGUCCCACAGGCCGAGGUCCCUUUCCGACCUCCAUCAGCCUGCACGCUUCUACAUCGGAGAUACCUUGGAGAGCCGACUGGCACAAAGCGUAUAUGGAGAAGAAGAGGAAGAAGACUGUGGUGAACAAUGGGACAAGAAAGGUUCUCAUCCAAAAAGCUCCCGGUGUAACCUUAAAGUUGCAGAGACAGCCCACCGGCACGGAGAACCUCACGUGAAGCCGAAAAGCAAGCGCAAGGGGGAACCGUCACUAACCGAAUCCGAUUCAGCCUCGUUAGCAUCCAGCAGUGACCAGCAGAACAGCAGCACUGACCAGUAUAUCCAGGUCAUCCACAACAAGGAGAAAUACCUGAAGCACAGCGCUAAGUUAACUAAAAAGAAGUCCAAAACUAGUGGCGAAAUGAAUGCAUCUGGAUCGAAUGAUCUUGUGUGUUCAAAUGUUUGAUUCAACAGUAUUGAAUUGCUUAAUAAUAAGUUCCUGAAGCCUUAGAAGUCGUAGUUCUCAGUUAGCACGCUGUAAUUUCAUUCGAAUUAUUUCUGACUCAUAGCUAAUUCAAACAUGAGGAGAAAUUGGGUGGAAAGUGCAGAUUCUAAAGUUUCAAUCCAUACCACAUUUGUGUUUGCAGUUACAAGAGAAGAUAUUUUAUUAUGAUUUGAAUUUGAUGAAAAAGUCAGAGACCAUCCUCCUUUUAUUUCAUUUCCACCUAAAAUGCCUAUUAAGUUGUUCGUUUUAUUAGGAGAUAUUACUGAGGGGAUUAGGUAUAAAGUAAUCCACCUGCAUAAGGAAAGUAAGUAAAAAAAAAUAGUGUUCUAAAAAUGAUCAAAAGCUACGGAGAAAAUGAGCCUCCUAACAACCACCUGAAAGACCUGGUAGACACCAAA